This is a messenger RNA of Mytilus californianus (California mussel), 518 nucleotides long. RefSeq lists its product as uncharacterized. The record is from RefSeq and is a predicted model, not a curated record. Lineage: Eukaryota; Metazoa; Mollusca; Bivalvia; Mytilida; Mytilidae. The transcript has 3 exons. Bases 141 to 452 code for a protein of 103 amino acids.
AUUUGCUUACAUCUGCUACUUUGAUUAUACAUUAUUAUAUAAUAUUAUGUAUUAUAUAAUUAAUAGAUGAAGUGCCGUGAUUACUUUAUGCUGGAUAAACCUUCAACAUACAUAUACGGAUAUAGCUACAAAGGCAGAAAAUGAAAGGGAUUCUUUUGCUGUUACUGACUAUUUUAGUUGCACUUUGUAUGAUUGAUAAAUGUGACGGACAUAGGUGGCGGUGGAGACGAUAUUGGCGACGAGGACUAACAAUACAGGGACGUCCAAACUAUGCCACACUCAAUACAGAGAGCAAAAGAGCGACUUUGAACGAUGAUAUUCAAGAUGAAGACAUCGAGAAUGUGGACUCAGAAGACAGACAUUUAGAUACACGAUAUGUCGAUAUGAAUGAUGAGGAUGUUAUGGAUGAUAUCGAUGAGCGUUACGUAAAUGAUCCACAGGAAGACAACUGAUAGAAACACUGAUGUCGUCAUACUCCUCCAAAUGCAUUAAAAUGAAUUAAAAAAUUAAGCAACGUC